UGUGGAACCCUGGAAGGGGGAUGGUAUGGGCCGGCCGAGUUGGGCCGAGAAGAGUCAGUCCAAUAGGGUCCAGUCCAGCAUGCGUUUGCCGCCGGUCGCCGCCGCACACAAAAGUCAAAGAGGAAUGAUGGGAUGCCUUGCACACGGCGGCCCCACAUGGCAGGGUGGUCUACAAAGGCCAGCUAGGCACGGAGCAGCGAAUUCAAAUUUGCAGCGCCUGCGCCUCCCUCGCCGGCGAUCACCACGUCCGCCGCCGCCUCGCUCGUGCCCGCUACGGGAGCAGGCCAUGAAGCUUAAGAUCAAUAAGGCGUGCGACCUCGGCUCCAUCUCCGUCCUCCCUCCCCGUAGGACCGGAGGGAGCGGCGGCGCCGGCGUGGUGGGCGCGUCGGGUUCCUCCGCCGCGGCCCUGGCGGGGUCGCAGCAGCAGCAGCAGCAGCGCUCGCAGCCGCUAUCGCAGCAGUCCUUCUCGCAGGGCGUUGGGGGAAGCGGAGGCGGGUCGUCGCUCCUGCACUCGCAGUCGCAGCUCUCGCAGGGAUCCCUCGACGAUAGCCUCCUCAGCCUCCACCUCGCGUCUCCCACGCGCGAUCAGAGAUUUGGGUUACAUGAUGACUCAUCAAAGAAGAUGCCUUCGUUGCCUGUCAACUCAGCUUCUUGUGUGCGAGAAGAAUCUCAGCUGCAACUGGCAAAAAUAUCAAGCAACCCUGUCCAUCGAUGGAAUCCUUCUCCUCCUGACAGUAGAUGUCAGGUUCCUAAUGAAGAUGUUGAGCGCAAAUUUCAGCAUCUGGCAAGUUCGGUGCAUAAGAUGGGGAUGGUACUCGAUUCGGUGCAAAAUGAUGUUAUGCAGUUAAACAGAGCCAUGAAGGAAGCAUCACUAGAUUCUGGAAGCAUACAGCAGAAGGUGGUUGUCCUAGACAAUUCACUGCAGAAAGUUCUUAAGGGACAAGAUGAUCUCAAAGCACUUUUUGAGAGCAGCACCAAAAGCAUUGCUGAUCAGCUGAGUGUUCUGAACUCCCAUUCCCGCAAACUGGAUGAGAUAUCCUCGACCCUUUCAGUCUGGCCGAAACAAAUAGAGAUAGAUUUAAGGCAACUUCAAAGUGACAUCUUCAGAAUUUUUGCAAAAGAGAUGGAGGGGAUUGUUAGAGCUAUCAGAUCUCUCAACAGUAGGCCUGCUGCAAUCCAAAUGCCAACAGACCAGAGCUGCAUGACCAAUGGAAGGCCACUGAUGAACCAACUACCACUAGUAAAUGAAAGGUCCCAGGUGAACCAAACACCAGUAGCAACCCGGGUGAGCCAAACACCAGUUGCAAUCAUGGUGAACCAAACACCAGUAGCAAGCUUGGUGAGCCAAACAGCAGGAGCAAAUGGAAGACACUUGGCGAGCCAAACACCAGCAGCAAAUGGGAAAACUCUGAUGAACCAAACAUCAGUAGCUGAUGGAAGAUCCCUGAUGAGCCAAACAACAGCACCAAAUGGAAGACCUGUGAUGAGCCAGAGACCAGCAGCAAAUGGAAGGUCCCAGACGAACCAAAUACAUGUAGCAAGUGGACAGCCCUAUACGAACAAAAUACCAGCACCAAAAGUGCAUCCUGCACCUUUGGCUUGCCCCGCAAAGGUUGCAGAUCCGAAGUUGAAGGUAGAAGAGGGAAAGAUGAAAGCGCUUCCCCAAAGGUUGACCGGUGGUUCUAGAAGCAGGGUGGUACCUAAACAGGAAGAGGUGCCAACUACAAAGGUCACCCGGAGUGUGGCAACUAAGAAGGCACCGCCGGCCUUGAUAAUCAUCGACUCUGAUGAUGACAGCGAAGGUCGCGUCUCCUGCGUGAUCCUCAAGUCCUCAGAAUCAGGUGACAAGGAGUGCGACCUGAUGAAGGAAGCCGCGGAAGAGAGCCAGCAGAUCCUGCGGAGGGCCAGGAAGCGGCGGAGAAGAGAGAUGCUGCAGGUCAUUGUGCCUGCCGCCGCCUCGCCUAAUUUAUAAGGUAAUCCAACGACAUGACAAACGAUACAGAGGCGGUGAGUAAGGAGUGUUUUAGUAGAUAAUGAUAUAGAGAAGUAGAUAAAAAUUAAGACGAGUUGAGGCCCAUGGACAGAGUUGCGUGGUGUGGUGUGGUGUGGUGUGGUGUGCUUCUUUACCUUUCCCCUUGGUUUGUUUAUGUAACUCAGCGCAUGCACUAUUGAGGUGUGUCACCGACAGACAGUGUUGUAUGGGUGCUCGUGAACAAUGGGAUAGAGAUUUACCUUACCCCUUUUGAUCGUAUA
Molecule: messenger RNA, 2253 nt
Organism: Setaria italica (foxtail millet)
Lineage: Eukaryota; Viridiplantae; Streptophyta; Magnoliopsida; Poales; Poaceae
Product: protein PAIR1
Exons: 11
Coding region: 26-1972 (648 amino acids)
Biological process (GO): microsporogenesis; meiotic DNA double-strand break formation; chromosome organization involved in meiotic cell cycle
Cellular component (GO): nucleus
Source: RefSeq, a predicted model, not a curated record